AUUCUUAAAGAAAGGCACUUAAAAGCAGACAGUAUAAAAUAAGGGAAUUAUUAAUAGCACUGUUAAAAAUAAAUACCAGUGCUAAAAAUAGAACAGUUUAAGCAUGAACCAUAAAAAGUUAUUUAUAGCGAGCAUCUAAACGUGUAGAUAUUGAUUUAACAUAGUGUGUGUGUAUAUAGAGUGACCUGUUAUUCACAAAUAUAUUGGAUUUUAAAGUGAACUGGAUUUAUACUAAUAUCCUUUGUUGGAGUGCCUCGAUACGGACGGGGGAAUUUACAAGAACAGAACAGAACAGAACAGAUAGCAAGUAUUUUCUACAUGGGGAAGGAAUGAACUUAUGACUGAAACUGUCUGGCAAAUCAACAGUUGUUGUUUGAAAAAUAGACUCGAUUCGGUUUAUUAGGGCCAGGCCCACUGUUUGUUUUAUACUUCAUGAAGUUUUUCGAACAGUGCGUACUUGUGGAAAAUGACCUUAUUUCCAUUCCGACAUCCAUUAGCCUUUUUGUCAGUCUUUCUGACUGUCAGUUCAAGUGAUUAUGUUGAGGAAAAGCCUUGUUCCAGAUUUGAUUUUGAUCAUAAACUGCUUGAAAGCCUCGUGCGAUUGGAACACUCGCAUACAGCCAUGAGAGAAGAAAUGGAAAAAUUGAAAAGCAGUACUAGGAAAAUACCUCCGGUUGAAAAUCAAGCAUCAACUGGAGGUACUUAUGUGCGCUGGGGAAGAACCGUGUGUCCUGAAAAUGCAACGAUCACCUAUAAAGGAUAUGCUGGUGGAUCAUUGUAUUCAGAUCCAGGGUCAGCCUCGAAUUACUUGUGUUUACCGGAAGACCCACAAGCGAGCGAGAAAACUAAAGAUGACAAUACUCGUGGAAGUAUUGGAGCCCGUGUUUAUGGAGCAGAGUAUCAAAUGGAAAACUUCUUUAGUGGUAAUAUACUUCAGGAUGACGUUCCAUGUGCAGUGUGUGAGUCUGAACGUUCAAAAAUAUUGAUGAUACCGGGAAGGACAACGUGUUAUGACGGCUGGAGUACUGAGUACAGCGGACUUCUUUCUGCGGGUCAUUUCAGUCAUGCGGCAGCUUCAGAGUUCGUUUGCCUAGAUGAAAACCCGGAAGUACUUUCGGGAGGCGCUGCAAACGAAAAUGGGAAGCUGUUCUUCCUAGCAGAAGCGAGGUGCGGCUCCUUACCAUGUCCACCGUAUGUUGAUGGUAGAACAUUGACAUGUGUCAUCUGUUCUAAGUAGCCAUCAUUGUAUAAAAGAAAUGUUAAUUUAUGUUGAGAGUUAGAGCAGAAUUAUGCUGACUACGUUUACGAAGAAGCAUGCAUACUAAAUAUGUACCAAUAUAAUAGGACUUUCAAAAACAAUAAAAGCAUUUAGGUCAUCAUUAUGUCUUGAUCAUCAUGACUUAUGAUUUUAGAUUCAUUUUAUCAACCAAAUUCUGUCUGCUUUGCCACAGAAUGAAAUUUUAUUUAUCCCCCCGCCAAAGGCGAAGGGGAUAUUAGAAAUGCUCUCCGUCCGUCCGUGCGUGCGUGCGUGCGUGCGUCCGCAACGAUCUUUGUCCGGAGCAUAACUCCAAAAGUACUGGAGGGAUUUUCUUCAAACUUCAUACACUGAUAGAACACAUUGGGAGGAAGUGCAGUGUACAAGAACAAUAACUCUACCUUGCCUAUUUUUUGAGUUAUUCCCCUUUAUCUUAUUUUCUUAAAAAAUUUUGUCCGGAGCAUAACUCCAAAAGUACUGGAGGGAUUUUCUUCAGACUUCAUACACUGAUAGAACACAUUGGGAGGAAGUGCAGUGUACAAGAACAAUAACUCUACCUUGCCUAUUUUUUGAGUUAUUCCCCUUUAUCUUAUUUUCUUAAAAAAAUUUGUCCGGAGCAUAACUCCAAAAGUACUGGAGGGAUUUUCUUUAAACUUCAUACACUGAUAGAACACAUUGGGAGGAAGUGCAGUGUGCAAGAACAAUAACUCUACCUUGCCUAUUUUUUGAGUUAUUCCCCUUUAUCAUAUUUUCUUAAAAAAAAUUGUCCGGAGCAUUUCUUCUUCAUGCAUAGAGGGAUUUUGAUAUAACUUGGCACAAAUGUUCACCACCACGAGACAGAAUGUCAUGCGCAAGAUCCAGGUCCCUAGGUCUAAGGUCAAGGUCACACUGAGAGGCCAAAGGUCAGAUACAAGAAUGACAUUGUCCGAAGCAUUUCUUCUUCAUGCAUGGAGGAAUUUUGAUGUAACUUGGCACAAUUAUACACCAUCAUGAGACGAAGUGUCAUGCGCAGUUCCCUUCUUUAGAAUUACCUCCCUUUGUUGUUACUUUAAAUAGCUUUUAUUGUAACUUUUUUAUUACUUGUCGUAGGGAAAAAUCGAGACAACUUUUCUGUAGUACAACAUGCAUGCUACAUCCAAUUUUGAGGUGUAUUUUGACCAAUCUCUACCUGGUAAAGAUUUUUUUGUGGACUUGCAAUUUUUUUUUUUUUUUUUUUUUUUUUUUAAGAUUAACUCCCCUUAGUUGUUACUAUAAAUAACUUAUAUUGUAACUUUUUUAUAAUUGACCGUAGGGAAAAAACAAGACCACUUUUCUGUGGUACAACAUGGAUGUUACUUUCCAAUUUUACGUGUAUUUUAAGAUAUCUCUACCUGGUAAGGAGUUUUUUGUGGACUUAGAAAAACAAAAGACUUACAAUGAUUACUAAACAACCACAAAAUUAAAAUUCCAUUUGCAAAUACAGCUGCUAGAGUAAAGAAAUUUGCUGUGACGGGCAUAUAUUGUGACAUUCUGGCACUCGUGUUCCCUGUUAGCUUUCCAUUCCUUCUUUUUACAGUAGCCAUAUAGAAAAACAUCAUAGCUAUACUGUUCAUGAAAAUUAAUAAAAUUUAGCAGUAAACCACCUCACCACUGACUUAUUCUUUCUUUCACAUCUUUAAAACCCCUGAUGCGGACCACAACUAAAUGGUUCUUCAAAGCUUUCCCCAAAACAUACUUUCAGACACUAACUUACCAGGAACUUUAGCCUUCAAUUAUAAUAUGCCCGGCGGGGGGAUUGGCCAUGUCUAACAUGGCUCUUGUUUUCAUUAGAUAUUGUUUAAACAUGUCGCACUGAUUUUAUUCCUGUAGUUUAUCAAAUUUUAUGUGAUUGUUUGUUGAUAUCAGAUAUUUUGUAAGAACUUCAACAAGGUUAAUAAUACGAAAUUUCUACUUUCUCUGUUUUAAUUGCUGUAAUGUUAACAAAUGUUUCUGCAUGCAUAAGAAGAUGAAUAAUUGUUUAACUUUUGUUGUUUUAAAGCGGGAGUUUAAGCUACUCCCAUUCCUUUUUUGUUCUACACCGACAUAUUAAUAAUUUCAUUUAUAUUUCUACAUUAUGUAUACAAUAAUUUUUAUAAGUGUGCAUCCACUAAUAAAAUGUCUGGCAAAGUGGUUUUUCCAUCCCAUCAAACAUGUUGUGUAAAUAUUUUUGUAUAUAAACGGUUCGCUUUU
Molecule: messenger RNA, 3463 nt
Organism: Mercenaria mercenaria
Lineage: Eukaryota; Metazoa; Mollusca; Bivalvia; Venerida; Veneridae
Exons: 5
Coding region: 467-1237 (256 amino acids)
Source: RefSeq, a predicted model, not a curated record